Messenger RNA from Aspergillus vadensis CBS 113365, 2023 nucleotides. RefSeq names its product putative carboxylesterase. The transcript is spliced from 2 exons. The record is from RefSeq and is a predicted model, not a curated record. NCBI's taxonomy places the organism in Eukaryota, Fungi, Ascomycota, Eurotiomycetes, Eurotiales, Aspergillaceae. The coding region runs from base 233 to 1846 and encodes 537 amino acids.
AAUUGCACCAAUGGUAGCCCUGUCGGCGCUUUGAUCCCCUUGAAUUUCUUGUCCUCAUGAUAUGCUCGUGCAGGUAUUCUAGGAACUCCGAUAUUGAAUCUUAAUGAACUUCGGUCUGCUUCAUACCGACUUCACUCUACCAUCACAACCAUGAUACCCUAUAAAAUGCUGCUGCUCUCGGCGCAGCUCUUCCCAGCUCAGUCCACCAGAGAUACAACCACCACCUGCAGCCAUGGCCUUUCCACGCCUCCUGCUAGCCCUGUGCUUCCUGCUAACACACUCCCUCACCAGCGCCUACGACGCCCCCCUCGUCACUCUAGAUUAUGGCACCUUCCAGGGCAGCUAUGAUGCCACCUACAACCUCUCCUACUUUCGCAAAAUCCCCUUUGCAGCACCAGCCACAGGCGAGAACCGCUUUCGAGCGCCUCAGCCCCCGUUAAACAUCACUACCAAUGGCACCUACGACACCGACCAAUCCUUCGACAUGUGCCCUCAACGCACCGUCAACGGCUCCGAAGACUGCCUCUACCUAGGCCUCUACUCCCGACCCUGGGACACCACCUCCACCACAACCAACCGCCCCGUCCUCGUCGUCUUCUACGGCGGCGGCUUCAUCGAAGGCGAUGCCCUCUUCGGCAUGCCCCCCAACGCCUACCCCGUCCUCAACGUCAGCACCCUAAACGACUACAUCGUCGUCUACACCAACUACCGCGUCAACGCCUUCGGCUUCCUCCCCGGCCAAGCCAUCAAAGACUCACCCACCUCCGACCUCAACCCAGGCCUCCUCGACCAACAAUACGCCCUGAAAUGGGUCAACUCCCACAUCCACCACUUCGGCGGCAACCCCAACAACGUCUCCAUCUGGGGCCAAUCCGCCGGCGGAGGCUCCGUCGUCGCCCAAAUCCUCGCCAACGGCCGCGGCUCAAACCCCAAACUCUUCUCCAAAGCCCUCGCCAGCUCUCCCUUCUGGCCAAAAACCUACGCCUACAACGCCCCAGAAGCAGAAGCCAUCUACACCCAGCUGGUAAACCUAACGAACUGCACCACCGCCUCCGACACCCUCAAAUGUCUCAAAGAAGUAGACGUCCAAUCCAUCCGCGACGCAAGCCUCAUCAUCGACGCAGACAACACCUACACCACCUCAUCCUACACCUGGGCCCCCGUCAUCGACGGAUCCUUCCUCAUCGAACCCCUCACCUCCGCUAUCUCCUCCAAUUCCCUAAAGACAGACCUCAUCUGGGGCAUGUACAACGCCCACGAAGGCGAGAACUUCAUCCCCCCGGGACUAGAAGACACAGACACCACGAACGGAUAUAACUCCUCCCUCGCGUCCUUCCAUACCUGGUUAACGGGUUUCCUUCCCGGUCUUGAUACAAACGAUAUAAAUCUCAUCUCAUCGAAAUACUACCCUGUUUCAGGUACAGCAGAGACAUUAUCCUAUAACACCACGUUCGUACGCGCAGGGCUGGUGUACAGGGACGUGGUCCUCGCGUGUCCUGCUUACUGGGUUGCUUCUGCGGCGAAGGAGAAGGGGUAUGUCGGGGAGUAUGUGAUUCCGCCGGCCAGACAUGGGAGUGAUACGGAGUGGUGGGACACCGUUUCGAGCGUACAACAAACCGACCCGUUAAUCUACGACGGCUACGCGGGCGCAUUCGCUAGCUUUUUCCAGACGGGGGACCCCAACGCACAUAAAUUGACGAAUGCGUCGGAGCCCGGCGUGCCGGAGGUACAGGAGUCAGGGGAGGAGUUUGUGAUUGCUACGGAGGGGUUUGAGAAUGUGGGGUUGACGGAGUUGAAGGAUCGGUGUGCGUUUUGGAAGUCGGUUGGGGGGAAGAUUCCUAUUUGAUAUUUUAUUCAUUUCAAUUUACUACUGGGAGUAGGUAGUAUAGUUUAGUAGUUGUCUAUUCAGAUGAUGGAUGGGUGUUGUUUAUAGUGUACAGGUGUGGUGACGAAGAGGAAUCUAAGUAGAGAGAUGAUGUGGUGGGGAAAUAUACAAAUUAUAAUACAUAAGGUACAGCCGUGU